This is a messenger RNA of Bacidia gigantensis, 720 nucleotides long. RefSeq lists its product as uncharacterized. The transcript is spliced from 2 exons. The record is from RefSeq and is a predicted model, not a curated record. The coding region runs from base 1 to 720 and encodes 239 amino acids. NCBI's taxonomy places the organism in Eukaryota, Fungi, Ascomycota, Lecanoromycetes, Lecanorales, Ramalinaceae.
AUGCCCUGUGCUUCGGGCCAAAACCAAAAGCAAAGUUACGUCGCUACUUUCGACGACCUCACCACUCUCUCGCUGUCGCUUCCAAACGUGAAUAUUCCAUCCUCAGUAUUGGACGACACGAUAUCAGUUGAUAAGGCUUCUCCAGUCCCCUAUCAAGGGCUCGAUUGGAGCGACUUCAAGUCAACGAAGAACCUUCUCGCAUUCUCUCAGCCAAAUGUGUUUAGCUACCAACCAUCUUCACCAGACGAGAAAAGCAGUGACACGGACGUCAGCCACUCGGGCCCCGCACCAUCUAAUAAAUUUGUGCCAACUGGCGGCAAAGGCGCCUUUGCACUUGAAGAGAUGUAUGUGGCAUGUAUUGCCAACAGCACAGAAGACACCAAUGCACAGUCAAAUACCACGCUCUCACGGCGAGCCUUGCAGGUCAGAGAUUUCGUCGCGAACAACCACUGGCUACGGGCCCGGGGAAUAGAAGGGAAAGUUGGAGAGAGCACUUGUGAUAGCUGCUCUAUUGUAAUCACAGGCAUUACAAGUAGCGGCAAAAGUGUCCAGACGGCAUCGCUGUCGUUUUCUCCGAGUAAAAGGGGCAUGCAGAAGAUGGCUUUUACAGACGAUUGGAAAGAUCUUAAGCAGGUGUCAAUCGGGGCAGAAUCUUGUGGGAAGGCUUCGGAAGUAGGUAUCGAUAACGUGAAAUAUGAGGUAAUGAGUGACUGUCAAUGA